Polyodon spathula (Mississippi paddlefish) is the source of this 1072-nucleotide messenger RNA. RefSeq names its product WASH complex subunit 3 (gene washc3). The record is from RefSeq and is a predicted model, not a curated record. The coding region runs from base 97 to 714 and encodes 205 amino acids. Lineage: Eukaryota; Metazoa; Chordata; Actinopteri; Acipenseriformes; Polyodontidae. The transcript has 7 exons. Gene Ontology annotation, biological process: actin filament polymerization; exocytosis. Gene Ontology annotation, cellular component: WASH complex.
UGACAGGAUAAAGUAUUUCCGCAGUCAGAGUUAGUACUUAGGUUUUGUUGCACUUAAAUUUCGAAAUUUUGUUUUGUUAUUCACAUACAAACAGUCAUGGACGAAGAUGGGUUACCAAUUGUAGGAUCUGGAGUAGAUCUGACAAAGGUUCCUGCCAUACAGCAGAAGAGAAUUGUGGCAUUUCUAAAUCAGUUCAUUGUUCAUACAGUGCGGUUUCUAAAUCGGUUUUCAACAGUUUGUGAACAGAAACUAGCAAGUAUAUCCCUCCGUAUCCAGCAAAUUGAAACCACUCUGAACAUUUUGGAAGCCAAGUUGUCAUCUAUCCCUGGUUUGGAAGAUGUAAGGGUUGAGAGUUCAAGUCAGCGACAGACUGCUGUAACAAAUGGCCCAGUAUCUGAUAUUAACCAACCAGAGAUGUCAGCAGCAGCCCCUACAGCUCAGCCACCACAAAGUACCACAGAAGUUCCAGGCCCUCAAAAAGACAACCCAGUAAUAGGAAAUGUUAUGACAGUAGCAAAAGAUCCAAGAUAUGCAAGAUAUCUCAAAAUGGUACAAGUGGGUGUUCCAGUUAUGGCAAUAAAGAACAAGAUGAUUGCGGAAGGACUAGAUCCGUCUUUGCUUGACACCCCUGAUGCCCCUGUUCCUGACAGAGGAGUUAAAGAGACCGGGGAAGAAAGCAACAGCUCUGGUAGUGAAUCUUCUUUCAGCGACUGACACGGUCGGCCAAUAAAGCUAACAGGCUUCUAGUUGCCUGCAACUCUUGGUGAUGAGACUGAUAUGAAGUGUGUAAAAUACCUAUUGAACCCAUUAUAGCAUUGUGGUAAACCUAGAAACCAUGGCAAUGGAUCUCCUUCAGCACCCCAUAAUAGACUUUCUCAACCAAAGUUUCUGAAUAUACAGAAGAAUCUGUCAUUUUGAACUCUGAUUGUUAUGGUCUUAUGGGUUGACCCUUUAGAAUAAUACCACUGUUUAUAUUUUGAAACAAACUUUGAACUGGCACUGGAGAUACCUCCUUAUCUUACGCUGUGAUGUGGUCCUGGUGAAUGUCCUUCUGCAGCUUUAUAUAUAUAGU